UGCACCAGGAAGAGCGUUGCCAGCAGGGCGAGGUAGAGGAUCCUGCCCUUCUGCUCGGCUCCAGUGAGCCCACAUCUGGAGUGUUCUGUCCAGGACAGGAGAGACAUGGAGCUCCUGGAGCGGGUCCAGCGGAGAGCAGCGAAAAUGAUUAAGUGACUGAUCUUCGUUAGGUAGAAGGGCUGAGGAAGCUGGGCCUGUUCAGCCUCGAGAAGAGGAAAGUACAGAUAAAAAUGGGAAAAAGGUGUCUUUCCAGACUGACAGUGCUGCCUAAUGCCACAACAUGCAGAUGGAAGCAUUUCUAUGUGUGAAGGACUGAAUUAAGUAAGAAGUGAUUGCCGUGUGAAGGCAGCAGGAAAAAGAGGAAUUGCUAAGGAAUUGGAAGAAAUAACAAGGUUUCACAAAAUGAGGCUGUGAAUCAAUGGAUGGAUGCUAACACUGAGAAGUCAAGGAUUAAAGGUUCUCAGGCAUUUCUGUAGCAUGGACCGCAUCUUAAUCCAAGGAAGUGUCUUUCAAAUCUCAUGUGCAGAAAGUCAAUUCCUCCAGUCCUUUGGUGUUGGAAGUAAAAUGCAAUCAGCAGUGUAGCUAAGGCUUGGUGUUAUCGUCUUUGGCGUGCCCACAGGCACUUUAUUGCCCCUUCACUUGCCCAUCUAAAAUAUGUAGUUUCCGGCAUGCUACAGGUAAAUUUUAACAAAGGCAAAAGGGCCUCCAGUCUUUGGAAAGAGUUUGAAAAACUAGUACCUGGAUGUUUCUGAGCGUUGUUCUGCUUCUAGCUGUUCAGCAUGUCUUGGCUGCUCCAGAUCUGCACACUCUGACCAUGAGCAGCAAUUCCUCCCUCAGCAAUGGGAAGGGCCUGAGGAACCUGACCACAGAGGAAGAUGGGGCAGUCAGAGUCACUGAGUCCAUUGCUAUAAUUGUCAUUGCCAUCUUCAUCUGUUUGGGCAACCUGGUGAUUGUUGUCACUCUGUAUCGCAAGUCGUACCUUCUCACCUUGAGCAACAAGUUUGUGUUCAGCCUGACCCUCUCCAACUUUCUACUCUCCGUGCUGGUGCUGCCUUUUGUUGUGACCAGCUCCAUCAGGCGAGAAUGGAUCUUCGGGGUUGUUUGGUGCAAUUUCUCAGCCCUGCUCUACAUGCUGAUCAGCUCAGCCAGCAUGCUCACUCUGGGACUCAUAGCUAUAGACCGGUACUACGCUGUGCUGUACCCGAUGGUUUAUCCGAUGAAGAUAACGGGCAACAGAGCAGUGGUAGCUCUUGUGUACGUGUGGCUGCACUCCCUUAUCGGCUGCCUCCCUCCCCUUUUUGGCUGGUCCUCCUUGGAGUUUGACCAAUUCAAGUGGAUGUGUGUGGCAGCCUGGCACAAGGAGGUUGCCUACACAGCCUUUUGGCAGAUCUGGUGUGCGCUGCUGCCAUUCGUGGUCAUGAUGAUUUGCUACGGAUUCAUAUUCCGUGUGGCAAGGAUUAAGGCCCGCAAAAUUCACUGUGGGAGUGUUGUCAUUGUGGAGGAGGACUCGCAGAGGAAUGGGAGGAAGAACUCUAGCACCUCCACGUCAUCCUCUGGCAGCCGAAGGAACGCUUUCCAAGGGGUUGUUUACUCAGCCAACCAGUGCAAAGCUUUCAUAACCAUCUUGGUUGUCAUUGGGGCUUUCAUCAUUACGUGGGGACCUUACAUGGUAGUAAUAACAUCAGAGGCACUUUGGGGUAAAAACAGUAUUUCCCCUGCUUUGGAGACAUUGGCUACAUGGCUGUCCUUUUCCAGUGCCAUUUGCCAUCCGCUAAUUUAUGGGCUGUGGAACAAAACGGUGCGCAAGGAACUCCUGGGAAUGUGCUUUGGGGAUCGGUAUUACCGCAAGUCCUUUGUUCAGCAGCACAGAACAUCGAGGCUCUUCAGCAUUUCCAACAGGAUCACAGAUUUGGGACUAUCUCCUCACCUUACUGCCCUCAUGGCAGGUGGGAGGCCAUUGGGAAACAGCAGCAGCACAGGAGAUACAGGUUUCAGCUGCUCACAGGAUUCAGGAACAGAUACAAUGCUUCUUGAAGAUUAUAGCUCAGAUGGCCCUCAUGCCCCACACUGCAUCUGUCCUCCUCGAAGGAGGAGUUCAGUGACAUUUGAAGAUGAAGUGGAACAAAUCAAAGGUGAGUGUAGGGAGGCUGCAAAGAAUUCUGUUCUUCAUGUAAAAGCUGAAGUGCAUAAAUCUCUGGACAGUUAUGCAGCCAGUCUGGCCCGAGCUAUAGAAGCUGAUGUGAAACUCAGCCUGUUUGGGGAAGAUGCUUUACCAGGAGCCCUGUUCCCCUCAUGGACUCUGGCAGGAAGCAGUGGGAACAUCCGGCGUGGUGCCAGGCCCCAUGCCAGCCAAAGACUGAAGCUGCAGAGCAUCGAUGAAGGGAACAUUUGACACGAGCACUGGCGUGGGAAAACAGAAUGAAACCACUAAGCAGGUCCUACUGCAGCUGGUAGUGUUUCACCAGAACCAGGACACCUUGUCAGAAUAUUUCCAGUGUUUUUUCACACGGAAAUAACUGUGUUCUGGUACUUGCAUUAGCAUUUUACAGCAGUGUUUGUUUACUGGUUGGGGUGCUACUGACUCUUCUGCACAUCAUUAUCACACAGCACAUAAGGAAAGCAGGGCUUGGUUUCAUUGACCACAUCAAUAGUCAGUUGAAUCUUGGGUCCAAUGGCCAAAGCUGAUACCAGAACAAAACAGAAAAGGUAUGUGCAGUGUUUAAUUCAUUGUUACAUCCAUCCUUUUCUGACCACCAAGAUAAUCAGCUGAUACUUGAUAGCUGUAGUGUUCCGUUAGGAGCUUGUACGUUGGAUAAGACAUAAAGCCUUACUCCCAGCUGAGCAACGUGGACUUCACUAAACACAAACCCUGAACUUUUCCCAGAGCUCAUGCAGAUUAUGGUCCUACUUACCUUUGCUGGGGGAUAUUUCUGUCUGUUCAGCCAUCAGAAUGCCAUAUCUGACAUUGGACUGUGUUUUGCUUCAGUGGCAUAGAGCACCAGCUCCUCUGGAUGUAAUGAAUGGGAAUAAACAUGUGCUGGGAACAGCA
This is a messenger RNA of Zonotrichia leucophrys gambelii, 3049 nucleotides long. RefSeq names its product G protein-coupled receptor 161 (gene GPR161). Gene Ontology annotation, molecular function: G protein-coupled receptor activity. The record is from RefSeq and is a predicted model, not a curated record. Gene Ontology annotation, cellular component: recycling endosome; plasma membrane. Gene Ontology annotation, biological process: G protein-coupled receptor signaling pathway. NCBI's taxonomy places the organism in Eukaryota, Metazoa, Chordata, Aves, Passeriformes, Passerellidae. Bases 743 to 2392 code for a protein of 549 amino acids. The transcript has 8 exons.